Molecule: messenger RNA, 210 nt
Organism: Argentina anserina (silverweed cinquefoil)
Lineage: Eukaryota; Viridiplantae; Streptophyta; Magnoliopsida; Rosales; Rosaceae
Exons: 1
Coding region: 1-210 (69 amino acids)
Source: RefSeq, a predicted model, not a curated record
AUGGAGAAAGAGGGAAGAAAGAAUGCUGCCACUACCAACGGCGGUGAUCAUGGACUUAAUGAUCCAGUGGCUAAGGCUGUGAUUCAAGAAUCCAUAAUCAGUGACAGCAGCCGUGAUAAGGGUCAUGAUCAAAAGGGUGGAGCUCAACACCCUGAUGAUGUUCUUGCUUUUUCUCGAUGUGUUCACAAAAUAGACUCUUCACUUGAAUAG